AUGAAGGUGUCUUUGAUCCUUCUCGGUAAGUUAAACUUAUUUUUGGGUAUGUUCUGAUUUUUAGGUGUAAUUUGCGCCAGUGUUACCGCGUUAUAUGAGAAAAGGGAUGAAGUGAUACAGUUGAACGAUGGUAACUUCAAGAAAGAAGUUUUGGAUUAUGAUGGUGUUGUGUUGGUCGAGUUCUUCGCUCCAUGGUAAGUUCUUUUUAUUUGUUUAGGUAAAUAUAGGGUACUGUAAAGUCAAGUUUAAUGUAAAUAAGAGUAAACUUAGGCAACGUAAAUUUAAUAUCUUUAUUUAAACAUAUGUGUUCAGGUGUGGACAUUGUAAAAACUUGGUGCCAGAAUACAAAAAAGCUGCCAAAGCUUUGAAAGGAUUGGCCAAAGUUGCUGCCGUUGAUGCUACACAAGCUCAAGGGUUGGCUUCUCAAUAUGGAGUUCAAGGAUACCCAACCAUCAAAGUGUUUGGAGCUGAUAAGAAGAAGCCUACCGAUCAUAAUGGUAAGAGUAAUAUUAGUGUUUCAAUUAUUUUUUAGGUGCACGAACUGCUCAAGCUUUCACCGACAGUGCCUUAAACGAGAUCAGGAAGAUUGCCAACAAGAGGUUAGGUGGUAAAUCAACAUCUUCUGGAGGUUCCAAAUCCGGCGGAAGUAAAGGAGGGAACGCCGUAGUUGAGCUGACCGAUGCCAACUUCGACAAGAUUGUAUUGAACAGCAAAGUGGGUGUUAUGGUAGAGUUCUUCGCUCCAUGGUGUGGUCAUUGCAAGAACCUGGAACCUCAUUACAAGGCUGCUGCUGCCGAAUUGAAGGGCAAGAUCACUUUUGCUGCUUUGGACGCCACCGUACACCAAGGAAAGGCUUCUGAAUACCAGAUCAAGGGAUUCCCAACGAUCAAGUACUUCCCUCCAGGAUCUUCUUCUGCUUCUGAUGCUGUCGACUACCAAGGUGGAAGAACGUCGUCUGAUUUAAUCGCUUUUGCUUCUGCUCAAGCUGCUGAGAAUCUACCUCCACCAGAAUUGAAACAACUAGUCUCUAAGGAAUCGUUCGCGGAAGCUUGCGAGAACAAACAACUUUGUGUGAUUACUUUCCUACCUCAACUGUUGGACUGCCAGUCUAAGUGCCGUAAAGACUACAUCAAGUUGUUGAAGGGAUUGGCCGACAAGUUCAAGAAGAACCCAUGGGGAUGGUUGUGGUCGGAAGCCGGAGUUCAAGGUGAUAUCGAACAAUCAGUUGAUGUUGGAGGCUUCGGAUACCCAGCUAUGGUGGCUGUCAACCCAAGAAAACUGAAGUACAGUACUUUGACUGGAUCAUUUGGAAAAGAUGGAAUCAGCGAGUUCUUAAGAGAUCUCUCGUUCGGACGAGGAAAAACUUCAUCAAUCAGAGGAUCAGCCCUUCCAGAUGCCCAAACUAUUCAAGCUUGGGAUGGUAAAGACGCCGAACUGCCACAAGAAGAAGAAAUUGAUCUUUCUGAUGUGGAAUUGGACGAUUUGGAUGAAAAGACAAAGACUGAACUGUGA
Bursaphelenchus okinawaensis is the source of this 1512-nucleotide messenger RNA. The record is from the annotation of a GenBank genome assembly. NCBI's taxonomy places the organism in Eukaryota, Metazoa, Nematoda, Chromadorea, Rhabditida, Aphelenchoididae.